This is a messenger RNA of Erigeron canadensis, 980 nucleotides long. Its product is annotated as probable CCR4-associated factor 1 homolog 11. Gene Ontology annotation, cellular component: CCR4-NOT complex; P-body; CCR4-NOT core complex. Bases 109 to 948 code for a protein of 279 amino acids. The transcript has a single exon. NCBI's taxonomy places the organism in Eukaryota, Viridiplantae, Streptophyta, Magnoliopsida, Asterales, Asteraceae. The record is from RefSeq and is a predicted model, not a curated record. Gene Ontology annotation, molecular function: poly(A)-specific ribonuclease activity; nucleic acid binding.
AAAUUUUCAUUUAUCACACGCACAACAAUAUUUAUAAAUUAUUAGAUUUAUACUCAUUAUUGGGUUUUUCUAGACUUUGUGCUUUAUUUAUUUAAUUUAAUAAUAAUAAUGUCAGAUUGUAUUGAUAAAACAAUAACAAUUCGAGAAGUAUGGUCUCACAAUCUCCAAUUCGAGUUCGAUAUAAUUCGAUCACUAAUUGAUCAAUAUCCUUACAUCUCAAUGGACACGGAGUUUCCCGGCGUCGUUUUCCGGCAAUCUCCGGCAGCCGUGAAAUCAUCCUACAGUCACCGCCGGCCGGAACAACACUACAAGCUUCUUAAGGCUAACGUAGACGCGUUAAAUCUCAUCCAGCUCGGUCUCACGCUCUCUGACGCGCAUGGAAAUUUACCACGAAUCGACGGGACGACGGAUCAGCGGUUUAUCUGGCAGUUUAAUUUUAACGAUUUUGAUGAGGCCCGUGACGCGCACGCGCCGGAAAGUAUCGAUUUGUUGAAGAGACAAGGGAUUAAUUUUGAGAAAAAUAAAGCUGACGGAGUUGACUCGGGCGAGUUUGCUGAGUUGAUGAUGUCAUCGGGGUUGGUCUGUAAUGAGAAUGUGAGUUGGGUGACGUUUCAUAGCGCGUAUGAUUUUGGGUAUUUGAUGAAGAUUCUCACUCGCCGGAGUUUGCCAAGCGCGUUGGUAGAUUUUUUGGAGAGUUUGAAAGUGUUUUUUGGGGAUCAUGUAUAUGAUGUAAAGCAUUUAAUGAAGUUUUGCCAGACCCGGUUGUAUGGUGGGUUGGACCGGGUUGCGAGUACAUUAAAAGUGAACCGGGUUGUGGGUAAAUGUCAUCAGGCCGGUUCGGAUAGCUUGUUGACGUGGCAUGCGUUUCAAAAGAUUAGAGAUGUGUAUUUUGUAGAUAUUGGGGCAGAAAAAUAUGCCGGAGUGUUGUAUGGUUUAGAAGCUUACUGAAAUUAUUAUAAUUAUAAUUCUUUAGGUUCAAA